UCAUACUACUAAUUACGCAGAUGGUUCGCAUAUCCAGCAAAGGCUAGCGGUGGAUUACACGAGGUCAACGGAUUCCAAACAUUCGUACUGAGCCAUGUCGCUGCCGGUGGAGCUGAUUCUGCAGUCGGCAAGAUUAGCUUGCUUGGCUCGCGAGUCGACUUUAGAGCACGUCAGGCUAGACUACACCACCCACGUCAAUCUUCUGAGAGUCAACAAGCUCCUCUACAAUCAGUUGGUGCCCUUCUUGUAUGCGCACAUUCGAAUUGGGAAGCAUCCUACACUCUUUGCGCUUCACAGAACACUGAGUCAACGUCCUCUACUCGGCCACUUUGUCCGAUCUCUAUGCCUCACACCCGCAUCUCAAGCAUCCUCUGAGCUAGCGCCCCAUGGCGCAGGAAGGCCGCUUCCUCGCCAUUGGGAGGAUUGGCUGAUCGAAGAAGGCGUCGAGUGGAUGCCGCAUGGGCGGCUUCCGUCUCCAGAAGGAGGUGCGCAAUCCAAAGCGCUGGAAGCAGCCAUAUCCUGGACUGUCUCUACCCGCAAGGGGCUCUCUCGCGGUGCGCAUAGGGACAUGACACUAAUGGAGGAGCUCGCGAUCGCUCCUAACGUAGUCUUGCCGGGGAUGCCGGAUCUGCCGGAUCUGCCGCCGCGAUCACCACCGCUGCCUAUCCAUGAGAGGCCUUUCAUCGACUUGGAUGCGGCAGUCCUCGACAUGGAAUUCGUUCAAAUAGGGGUGGCGUGGUGCUUCACUUGUCUCGACACUGGACUCUUGAUGCCGCUGAGCUAUGAAGAUGCCGAGAGGCGGUCACCAUCGGUCGAGGUGUCCAAACCUCCGUCUGGUCAUCUAGCUGCAUUAGAAUUCAUUGGCGCCGGCACAUGGGGCGCCGAGUACGAGCAUUGCGCGGAAAAGGUAGCAAAGGAAGUGCGCCAGGCACCGGAUCAUGGUGGAGAAGUUUGCUCUCCGGCGAUCAGAUCACUGGAAAGUAUGCACGGGCUUCCCCUGAGAAGGGUAUGCCACGCAAUCGCCAACAAGCUGCAAUCGUUAGACUACACCGGCGUCAAUUCCCAAUUGAGCGCAAAGAGAGACGCUUGGGCCAAGGCGUGGCGUUCGCGUCCUUUGCGGGACGAUGACAUCUGCUCACCGUCGAUAUUUGCUCGAAGUGGCUGCCUCAAACUGCUAUUCCCUACGGGCGGGAUAGAGAGCAACGCUUUACCAGAUUACGAGGCGGAACUCAACGACGAUGAUUCGGACGCUGAGCACGACCAAGCAGGGAAUCCACAUCAGCCAGAAGAUGAGGAUUUCGACCUCGAGCAAGUGCCACACUUCCUCCUCCAACAAGAUGGAGGACCGGACACGCCUUCAAGCCGCGCGCUGUUCGGAAGGAGGCCGCACUAUCUCGCCAGUGACGAGGAGCCGACGCUGGGCUCCAUCAUCACGGUCAUCCAGUCCUUGCUGUCCAUGAUGCCCGAACUUGUCGCCCUGAAAUUGUCCUCCUAUCUUGAACGUGUCGUCGGGGGACGCGAUUCUCGUCGACUGUGGCCAAAGUUGGAGCACUUGCAUCUGGGCCCACCUCCCACCUAUUGGAGCAGUCCACUGCACCUCGGAGUAGGCGCGUUCCCCAAACUUCACUCCUUGUCCAUUUCUGGCUGUCUGCUGUUCGAUGCUGAGGUGCAGACGAUCUCAGGCACACGAUUUGCGGAUGCUAUGCCGCGGUUAAAGAACUUUACCUGGCGACUUUGGCUGGAUGCGUUUGGGGCUGGCCCGCUUCUGAACGGGGUACGCACCCUCAAAGGGGUCUUGGAAGGACCGAAGAAGCUUAAUGUACAUGCACACCUGCACCCACACGAUGUCGAAGCCGUGCGAGAGGACGACAUUCGCAACCACUCUGAUCUGACGCUCGAGACUGCGGCCAAUGACGUGGAAAGCAAUGUUGCUGCUUUGGACGAAGAAUGGCUCCGCUGCUUGCGAGGGAUCGGGCCCUCGGUCGUGUAAAGGGCAGUCUACACUCGACGGGGCAUCAAGGCACAAGAAGCGGCCACCAGUACGAGCACUUGUCGUGCCAAAGGCUGGCGAGCACUUUGGUCAUGGAUCAGACGUUGGUGGUGCCCGCUUCGCGCAGCGUCGUGCAAUUCUCUUGCUGCGGGCCCUCAGCAGCACAGGCAAGUCACAUUUCGCAUCUACAAAAAAGGAUGGAGCCGAGCUCAGUGCUACCAAACCGCUGAGGCUUAAUUAAAACCAAACGGCCAACAUGACUCCGACUCAAGGAUAAGCCCGGAGGGCUAGCUCAUC
Molecule: messenger RNA, 2287 nt
Organism: Ceraceosorus guamensis
Lineage: Eukaryota; Fungi; Basidiomycota; Exobasidiomycetes; Ceraceosorales; Ceraceosoraceae
Exons: 2
Coding region: 95-1990 (631 amino acids)
Source: RefSeq, a predicted model, not a curated record